Molecule: messenger RNA, 928 nt
Organism: Oppia nitens
Lineage: Eukaryota; Metazoa; Arthropoda; Arachnida; Sarcoptiformes; Oppiidae
Exons: 3
Coding region: 107-805 (232 amino acids)
Source: RefSeq, a predicted model, not a curated record
AACGUUCAUUUUGAGCGCCAAAACAGUUGACAUAACUAUUGAAUGUUCGAAACAUUGACUCAAAUAUUGUUUGUUUUGAUCAUUUGGUGACCACUUUGUCAACAAAAUGUCGAUUUGUGUCAACACUGAUAAACAAAGCAAUGAUUCGACAUUACAAGUAAUUACAAGAAGUGAUGACAAAUGUCGACAAAUGGAUGAAAGACUGAAACAUUUAGAAACCAUUUGUCACACUUUGGAUGAAGAUAUUGAUGAUAUCGACAACAAUUUGAUCCAACAGUUUGAUUGUUUAAAGCAAAUCAUUGCUCAAAACAAUCGUCUCUUGACUGAACUCCAGACCAAACAAGAAACCAAUUUAAAGGAAAUCAUCACAAAAUGUCAACAAAAGAUCUCAGUCAACACAUCCAAUGAAUGGACUGAAACAGAUUUGAUGACACAAUUGUCAACAUUGAAAAAUAGCGUCGAGUUAUUGACCACUGAAUUAGUUGAUAAAAAGAGACAUAAAACAGAUCUAACAAACAAAACCAAAUGCUUAGCAAAAAAAUUAGAAGAAAUGGAGACUAAAGUUAAAGAAUUGCGACAACAAAACCACACAAAUGAUAACGAAGAACAUAUGGUUUUGGCGGCUGUCAUGAGAGUCAUGUAUAAGACAUAUCACAAUAAUGUCAUCGGAUUACUCUUCAAUGAUAACGAAGAGAAAAAUUUAGAGAAAGUUUUGGUUAUGGAUAACAAUAGUGACAACAAAAGUGAACACAAGAUGUCUAAACAAUUUUGGGAUUCACUUAAUGCUGAUUAUAAUAUCAAUUAGAUUGAAGUAAAAGAAUUUAUACAUUAUAUUCAUUAAUAUGUUAUUAAAAACAAUAAUAUUGUAAUCAACAAAAUCAUUCUUAUUUUACUUAAUGUAUAAUAAAAUAUUAGACAAAACAAAAUU